This is a messenger RNA of Tribolium castaneum (red flour beetle), 1416 nucleotides long. RefSeq lists its product as uncharacterized. The transcript has a single exon. Gene Ontology annotation, cellular component: mitochondrion; cytoplasm. Gene Ontology annotation, molecular function: ATP binding; ATP hydrolysis activity. Lineage: Eukaryota; Metazoa; Arthropoda; Insecta; Coleoptera; Tenebrionidae. Bases 1 to 1302 code for a protein of 433 amino acids. The record is from RefSeq and is a predicted model, not a curated record.
AUGUUCCGAAUUAUUGCAAAAACCAUAAAAAAGAAGAAAUUCCAUUAUCACUUUUCCACCCAAAGUACAAAAUGUAGUAAAGGCCCUGUGGAUGUUUUAAACGAAAAGAUAGCAAAUGGAGAGAUACAACGUGACGAGAUUCAGCUAAAAGUAGGUAAAUCCCUUCAGCGCAUAUACGAGGAGACGAAAAGCUACCAACCGACUGAAAAAAAUUUGUUAAGCAAGUUUUUUUCUAGUCAAAAGAAAGCCCCAAAAGGUCUCUACAUUUACGGUGCUGUGGGCGGUGGCAAGACAAUGCUCAUGGACCUCUUUUACAACACCUGCAACAUCGAUAAAAAAUCUCGGGUUCACUUCAACGAAUUUAUGGUAGAUGUGCAUGCAAAAAUCCACGAAACGAAAAAAGAAGUGGUUCGGGAUUUCUCAGAGAGAAAGGCCAAACCCUUCGACCCCAUCCCACCUGUGGCUGACCUCAUCAGCAAACGCGCUUGGAUGAUCUGUUUCGACGAGUUCCAAGUCACUGAUGUGGCAGACGCGAUGAUUCUGAAACGAUUAUUCACAGUUUUGUUCCAAAACGGAAUUGUCAUGAUCGCCACCAGCAACCGAUCGCCUGACGAUUUGUACAAAAACGGCCUACAAAGGUCCAACUUCGUCCCCUUCAUUCAAGUGCUCAAAGACCACUGCGAGAUUAUCACUCUCGACUCGGGGAUCGACUACCGAUUGAAAGGCCAAACGACCAAAUCAAAUUACUUCGUCAAGCCCGAACACAAAUUGGACCCAAUUAAGCCAAUCUUCAAGUUCCUCUGUUCCAAAGAAAACGACAUCGUCCGCAACCGCACGUUCACGAUCCAAGGCCGCGACGUCACCUUCAGUAAGGCCUGUGGCGGGGUCUUGGAGACCACGUUCGAGGAGCUCUGUGACCGGCCUUUGGGGGCUAACGACUACCUCCACUUGGCCCAGUUUUUCCACACGAUUAUCAUCCGAGAUGUGCCCCAAAUGAGUUUGAAAAUUAAGUCGCAAACGCGCCGCUUCAUCACACUGAUUGACGCGUUCUACGACCACAGAAUCAAAGUGGUAAUCAGUGCUGACGUCCCAAUUCGCGACCUCUUCUUGCGGCAAAAACUCGAAGUCGGGAUUAGCGACGAGCAGAGAAUGCUAAUGGACGACCUAAAAAUCGGGAAAGAGGACGCCGCCACUGCGAGCAUCUUCACCGGAGAUGAGGAGAUUUUCGCGUUCGAUCGCACAAUUUCACGCUUGACGCAAAUGCAAAGCGAGGAGUAUUGGAACACUGAUGGGACGAGGUGAUAGUUGUGUUUAGGUAAAUCAAUUUAUUAACGAGGUCAUGAUCACAGUAUUUGUUGUUUGUUUGUUAAAUUAUUUAAGAAAUUGUUUUAUGAAUAAAAGUUUUGGGGAAAAAUA